GAGCCCCCGGCGAGGAUGGGACUGCCGGCCCUGGGCCUGCUGCUGGCAGCGGGGCUCCUGCACACGCAGGCCUCCCCUUCGGCGCGCUCCUUCCAGCUGGAUUACGAACACAACUGCUUCCGCAAGGACGGUGCCCCUUUCCGCUACAUCUCGGGCAGCAUCCACUACGCCCGCAUCCCGCGCCCUGCCUGGAGGGACCGGCUGCUCAAGAUGUACAUGAGCGGGCUCAGCGCUGUGCAGGUCUACAUCCCCUGGAACUACCAUGAGACACUGCCAGGAGUUUAUGACUUCACUGGGAACCGGGAUGUGGAAGCCUUCCUGGACCUGACGGCUGAGCUGGGACUUCUGGUGAUCCUGCGGCCGGGGCCCUACAUCUGUGCAGAGUGGGAGAUGGGUGGCUUGCCUGCCUGGCUGCUGUGGAAACCAGACAUCAUCCUGCGUACCUCCAACCCUGCCUACCUGGCAGCCGUGGACUCCUGGCUCCAUGUCCUGCUGCCCAAGAUCAAACCACGCCUGUACCACCAGGGAGGGAACAUCAUCAGUGUGCAGGUGGAAAAUGAAUAUGGGAGCUACUAUGCCUGUGACCAUGGAUACUUGCGGCACCUGCUGGGCUCCUUUCGGGCGCUGCUGGGCAGUGAGGUGCUGCUCUUCACCACCGACAGCACGGGAGCCCAGGAGCUGCGCUGCGGCACCCUGCAGGGGCUCUAUGCCACCGUCGACUUUGGGCCAGGAUCCAAUGUGACGGAGGCAUUUGGUGCCCAGCGCCGCGUGGAACCGAGGGGGCCCCUGGUAAACUCCGAGUACUACACAGGUUGGCUGGACUACUGGGGCGAGGCACAUGCCAGCACCAGCGCAGCGUGGGUGGCCCGGGGGCUGGAGGACAUGCUGCAGCUGGGAGCCAGCACCAACAUGCAAGUAGUCACCAGGCAGAGGGCACAGCCACCAGGGCAGUGGGCAUCACCUCUUGCCUUCAUCCCACUGGGAUCAGGCCAGCAUGGACCGUACAUGUUCCAUGGAGGGACGAAUUUUGCCUACUGGAGCGGUGCUGACUACAAGGGCCAGUACAAACCAGUGACCACCAGCUAUGACUAUGAUGCCCCCCUGUCGGAGGCAGGAGACCCCACUGAGAAGCUGUUUGCCAUUCGCACGGUCAUCAGCAAGUUCCAGCCCCUGCCAGCUGGCCCGAUGCCACCUGCCACCCCCAAGUAUGCCUAUGGCUGGGUGGCCCUGCAGAAGUAUGCUGACCUCCUGGAUGUCUUGGAUGUGCUGUGCCCCUCUGGGCCCAUCCAGAGCCAGUUCCCUCUCACCUUUGAGGCCCUAAAGCAGGUCCAUGGCUUUGUGGUGUACCACACACAGCUGCCCUGGGAUGUCCCAGACCCAGCCAUGCUGGGUGCUCCUCCCCACAGCAUCUGUGACCGUGGCUACGUGAUGCUGCAGAAGGAGUACCAGGGCACGCUGGAGCGGGAUGGGCAGACAACAUUGCAUGUAACAGGCAGGGCAGGGGACAGCCUGGACAUCCUCAUGGAGAACAUGGGCAGGAUCAGCUUCGGGGCCAACACCAGUGACUUCAAGGGCUUGCUGGGAAACCUCUCACUGAACUCCAGGCCUCUCAGCAACUGGCUGAUCUAUCCCCUGGCCAUAGACACCACAGUCCAACAGGGCUGGCCCCACACUGCUCUGCCAAAAUCAAGCAGUGGGGGCCGAGUGGGGCCAGCCUUCUACACUGGGACCUUUGAGACACCUGGCAUCGCCUGGGACACCUUCGUGAAGUUCCCAGGUUGGAGCAAGGGACUGCUGUGGAUAAAUGGCUUCAACCUGGGCCGGUACUGGAGCUGUCGUGGGCCCCAGCAGACCCUGUUUGUGCCUGGCUCGGUGCUGCACGCUGGCCGCCCCAACAACAUCACAGUGCUGGAGCUAGAAGGGGCACCUCCCACUCCCCUCCUGCUCUUCCUUGACCACCCCCUUUACAACAGGACACUUGGCUGCAGCACCAUGGCCACGGAGUAAA
Camarhynchus parvulus is the source of this 2008-nucleotide messenger RNA. It is a transcript of the gene GLB1L, whose product is annotated as galactosidase beta 1 like. Gene Ontology annotation, molecular function: beta-galactosidase activity. NCBI's taxonomy places the organism in Eukaryota, Metazoa, Chordata, Aves, Passeriformes, Thraupidae. Gene Ontology annotation, biological process: carbohydrate metabolic process. The coding region runs from base 16 to 2007 and encodes 663 amino acids. The transcript is spliced from 16 exons. The record is from RefSeq and is a predicted model, not a curated record. Gene Ontology annotation, cellular component: vacuole.